GCGAUUUGCUGCUUUUCGAUUAACAUUUGUGUUUCUAGAGGCUUGAAUACUCAUUUUCCGAUUUAGGAUCCGAUGGUUCUUCUCCCUCGUUUUUUUGAUGUGUCAGCUCUAAUAUGAUGCGUAUCCUCCUUAGGUGUGCUUUUCUGGUUGAGGACCACCUUAUCCGAAUAAUAGUUACCUUUGACGACGAGAUUGGUAUGUGUGGGAUCUUUGUAAAGCACGAUUAGGGGGAUCUAUCGUUUUAACUCUGCGCUUGUGAUCCUUGUCCAUGGCUAGUAAUCUGAAGUGUUUCUCGUGUGGUGGCGAUGGCCACUUUGCUCGAGAAUGCCCGACUAGUCGGGCUAACCCUGGUGGUGCGGCUGCGAAUGGGGCUUCGACACCAACUACGCCACGCUUCUGGACCCCGCGUCGGAAUCCGGAAGAGUUGGAGGAAAAGGAAUUCCUCCGGACUCUCCUCCAUGAGCGAAGGCAGCAGGAAGCACUCAAGAAGGAGAUGGAGGAUCGUCAACGUAUCCAGGAGCAAUUUAAGGCUGAGAUGGUGCGCCACGCAGAGGCCACCAAGGCUGAGUUAUUGGCGCUGCUUGGGCAACAGUUUAUUGCUAACCGGGAUGAGGCGAGGCGAGAGGAGUUUCGUGCGACGCGUACGUUGCCUUCUUCCCGAAGAAGGGAGGUGCGGGAGGACGUGCAUGGUGAAGUAGAGGACAUCGAUGACGAGAUCCGGCGUUUGUACACGUUGCGGGAAAAGCGGAGGCAGGGUAAGACGCCCUUGUCGGAGGGUGUGGCUUUCCGACAACCGACCUUCAACAUGGAUGGGUCUGUAGCGGAUGACGCACGCACUCGUGCUGAGUGUUCCGGGCAGGCGAAGGAUCGAAGGAAGAAGGUGCCCGCGGCUGGAGGGCCCGAUGGUAUUCUCCAUUAUAUCCUUGAGCAACGGAGGACUUUGGAGGGACUUCGCCAAGAUCAGUUGAAGAAGAUCUGUAUCAAUGAAGAGCUCCAUUACUGCACUAAGGGACCAUCCAUUCAUCGGAUUAUAGCAGCACGGACGAAGCUGGCCUAUGAAGGGUUUGUUUUGGUUUCGGCUCAGGCCGCUGCUACUCCACCUCAUUCGCCUGAGAACGCCGAAUCGAACCCCGCAUCGAACCCCGCAUCGAACCCCGCAUGACUAGCACGCUAUUCCUCCUUUCACCUGUGGUGUAACCUGUUAG
This is a messenger RNA of Chara braunii, 1205 nucleotides long. The record is from the annotation of a GenBank genome assembly. NCBI's taxonomy places the organism in Eukaryota, Viridiplantae, Streptophyta, Charophyceae, Charales, Characeae.